Messenger RNA from Penicillium bovifimosum, 669 nucleotides. RefSeq lists its product as uncharacterized. The record is from RefSeq and is a predicted model, not a curated record. NCBI's taxonomy places the organism in Eukaryota, Fungi, Ascomycota, Eurotiomycetes, Eurotiales, Aspergillaceae. The transcript has a single exon. Bases 1 to 669 code for a protein of 222 amino acids.
AUGCAUGACACGGUGAAUGGGAAGCCAGAAACGGCCGCUUUUGACGCCGUUUUAAUCCGCUCGCUCACAGUGGCCGGUCUUGGCGUCACGUGUACCAAAGCCCACGGCCGGCCUAUUUACUGCCACCCAUGCUUCGUGUUGGUCGUGGUGCCUGGACCCAUUGAUCGACCGAUAUCCAUUCGUGCCGCAGCCACCGCAGCGACCCAUCCAUCAGAAAGGUUCUUAACAUUGAAACAAAAUGCUGACCUGAUAUUAGGUUUUCCAUAUGACUUGUAUGGGACGCAGUCCCAAAAGCGACAGUGGCCCCAGGCUGCUGCUGCUAGGAUUUUCUUGCAAGAGAAUUACUCGUUUCUUAUCGGUGAGUACAUCUUCAAUGCACCUUCUUUCAAACGCAAUUCGCUUGACUGGGUUCUAUGCAUUAGCGCUGUCGAGACCACGAGUGGAGUUAUCCCAACAUUGCAGCGGAGCCAUGCCCAGGCAGGCUUCGGUAAUACUGACACGCUUGCGCUCUCAACCAGAGACACCGCGGAUGAAAUCGUUUCCGACGAUGGUGUCCUUAGUGUGGGAGAUACCGAAGAUGGCCAUGAUGACGUCUCGCAUAUGUGUGGCGUACUAGUUCACUGUUGCUCUACCGAGAAGGUAUCGCGGUGCUCUGGCUCAUCAAGGUAA